Habropoda laboriosa is the source of this 2838-nucleotide messenger RNA. It is a transcript of the gene in, whose product is annotated as protein inturned. The coding region runs from base 22 to 2838 and encodes 938 amino acids. The transcript has 11 exons. Gene Ontology annotation, biological process: vesicle-mediated transport; nervous system development; cilium assembly. Gene Ontology annotation, cellular component: cytoplasm; cilium. The record is from RefSeq and is a predicted model, not a curated record. NCBI's taxonomy places the organism in Eukaryota, Metazoa, Arthropoda, Insecta, Hymenoptera, Apidae. Gene Ontology annotation, molecular function: protein binding.
UCAUAAGUGGGUUAAACAGAAAUGGAUGAAGCAAGUUCUAAGAAUGUAUUACUAAAAUCACAAUACAAAUAUAACGAUCAAAUUUGUCCUUUGGAAAAUACAAUAGAUGAUAAUGAACAUGAUUGGUGGGCAAGUGACAGUGGAUCAAGUACUGGUUCAUAUUAUUCAGACACAGAUAGUUCCACAGCAGAGUGGGAAUCGGAAAUCAACCCUAAUGGAGAACUGUUUUAUGUAGAAUCUGCAUUAGAUAACAUAAAUGAUGAACAAUUUUCAUUUAAUGAAAUAAAACGAGAUUCUCAGCCAGAAUUGAUACGGCGUCGUAGCACAAGAGCUGGAAAACUCAUGAAACUUAUAAGACGCAAGGAAAGUAAACGUUUGAGCACAAGAAAUAAAAAAAGCAAUCUGAAUACCACAGUAAACAAUAUAGGAAGUUCAGGAAAAGAAGGAAAUACAACUAAAGAAGUCACUUUCAGAGAUUUUCAAGCAGGAGAAAUUCGAGAAGUUACACUAUGGGUUGAUCCAAAUAGAAGACAUAAAUUAGGAAGAAGAGCUACACUGUGCGAAGCAUAUUUUGGAAUUAUACCAGGAGUGUUUUCAGAUAAAACACGAAUUAUGGUUGCUGGAUUUAUACCAGAUGGAGAAGCAAUGAAGAAUAGAAAUAUUAAAAUUGGUGAUUGGUUGCGAAGUGUAAAUUCAAAUAAUGUUACAUAUCAAAAUUUAGAUCACAUAUUAUCUGAGAUAACUAUUUCAACAAAUGUAACAUUAGAAUUACAAAGGGUUGCAGGUGUUGAUGUUACAGCAACAUUGUCUGGAUUAAAUUGUCCAAAGCAAUCUGUGUUAGUACAAAGACUAAUGAAUAGGGAAGAAAGUAAAGAUUUGAUGCAGUCCAUAAUAGAUUAUCCACUUGGUGUAUUGUAUCUACGAACUACAGAACUUUCAGAAAUGGGACCAGAACUACAAGGUGUUCUAUAUACAUUUCCUCGAUCUGAAAAUAAAAAUAUACACUCUAUUUUAUGUACAGCAAGAGGAGCUUUUAUAACUCUUAAUCAUUUAUUACCAGGAAUAGGAGGUCAACAGCCUACUAGUACAACAAUACAGGUAGCAGAAGAGGAAAUUCACAUUGUCUAUACACCUCAAAAUGAUGAGUUACUUCUAGUAGCAUUGCCAAAAAAGUGUUGCAGUGUUGAAGAAGCUGUUAAUUUAUCGGGCGAUAUAGUUAGAACUUUAGAAUUUACAUACCAAUCAUUAACAGAAUGUUUUACACUUCAAGAAAAUCACUCUUCUUUAGAUCAUUUUUUUAUUUUAAUUAUUGAACAGUUAUUAGAUAUAAAAAGUUAUGUGAAUAAUUCGGGAUUAACUACUUCUUGCAUGGAAAUUCAUAAUAAUAUUGAAAGUAUGGAAAGUUACAAAUUUAGGAGUACCUUUUCAGUUGCAAAUUUUAUAGAAUUAUCAAGAGAUGCACAAAUUCAGAUUGAUGCUGCUUUGAGUGAAAUGGAAGCUAUGGAUUACAGAGAUUGGAAUGAAGAUCCUAUGAAUUGUCAAAGGCUAUAUACAAUUUUAGGUAGUUGUAUUUAUCAUAAACAUUAUCUCCUUGGAUCUCAUUUAACACAUAAAGAUUUGAUCGACAUAGAAUCUUACCUGAGACAAAAUUGUCUUUUAAAUUUGAUAAAUAAUGAACCUGUAAAGAGUCUUGUUAUCUGGAAAAAAGUAUACCCUUCUUCCUGUAAUCGUGGAGAUAUAGAAAAUAAUAAAAACAAUGAACCACUUGUACCCGAUGGAAAAUGGUACUUACUUGUCGUUGGAUAUGGACAUGAUUUAUUGGCAGUCCUUUUAGAAUCUGGUGGAUGUACAGCAAAACAUAGUGAAACUAUUGGCCCUGAUGUAUUUUACGUAGAAGAAGCUCAAGAAACUCUAAAGCAUAUACAAAAAAUAGGAGUGACAACAUUAGCAGCCAAGUGGAUUGAAUCUAACACUAGACCAGAAGUAAUAGCUUAUGAAGAUCCUGUUUCUGUGAAGUCAUCAUCUAGUAUCACAGAAAAUCUUCUAGGUUUUAUAAAGUCGACAGAUGUACAAAAUUUAAACGUGAAAUCGUCUUAUACUUCAAGUGGUAAUAAAAGAACUCAAGAAAUACCUUCAAUUUUAAAAAAACGUAAUGUAGAAGAAUGUCCCGUGGUCUUGGGAUCUGUAUAUUCUUUGCAUACAUCAGAAGAUUCUUUAAGUCAAGGAACAGGUGGAGUUAGUGAAAUAAGUGAUGAAGCAAUGCCUAUAUUAGGAAGACGUGUAACAAGAGAAAAAAUUGUUAGUAGAUCAAGGUAUUCUGACGAUAGUGACUCUGAUAUUGAUAUAUAUAAAAGUGACUGUCGAAUGUUGAGCAUGGAUAUAUCUAAUAUAAGAGAAAAUCUAUUAAAUCAAGCUGAAUAUUUAGCAUCAAAGGUAUUAACAACAGGUGAUAAGAAUUAUUUAUAUCACUAUGUACAUUUAGAUAUGGUUGAAGGAAUUCUUUUAUCCUCAAAGCCAUUAGAACAUUCAGGAAAGGAUCAUGCUUUUCUUGUUAAUUUUAACAGAUGUGUUCAUAUUAUUCACAAAUUGUUAUAUAAUACAGUAAGGUUUAAAACAAUGUUAAAUUCAGAUAUGGAUAAAACUGUAAUUAAUAAGAGUUUAAUUGCUGUUAAAGAAUACGGUGUCUUAUUUGAAUGGGAAAAUCUAACUUACUGGGUUGUUGGUCGAUUGCAUACAACACCUCAUCCAAAGGAGCUGUAUGUGUGUUAUCAGGAUUCGGCACCACAAAAUUUAAUUGAAAUGGCAUUUAAGUUACAUUCAUUGCACGCGCUAACAUAA